Limulus polyphemus (Atlantic horseshoe crab) is the source of this 1991-nucleotide messenger RNA. RefSeq lists its product as uncharacterized. Lineage: Eukaryota; Metazoa; Arthropoda; Merostomata; Xiphosura; Limulidae. The transcript is spliced from 9 exons. The record is from RefSeq and is a predicted model, not a curated record. Bases 204 to 1133 code for a protein of 309 amino acids.
CAUGAAUUUGGAAUUUUGUAUCAUGACUGCUACUAGAGUGACUACUACUACUUUGAAUGCCAUUUCUCAGGCUUCAUGUUCUACACCUUAGGCUCAGGAGGUCUUGACCUUAGAUUGACUGGAGCUUGAACACUACAUGAGACAACUGGCUUCUUCCAAACCUGGACAAGAUCUUUCCUGUCCAGAAGAACCUGGUCUUGACAAUGAGGAUUUGGAGAGCCUUUUUCCUCCUGCCUCCUAUACUGUGCAAUCUUGUACGUUACCUGUGGAAGCAGCCAGGCCUCCCUUUGCCUUUUUUGGACAUGAUUUCACAGGGAAUAAUAUCACCUAAAAUGGAGUUUUCCACAUCUUCUGUAAUCAAAGAGUCUACAAGGUAUUCAACUGAAGAAACAUCCUCCUCCUCAAGAUCAUCUCACAUCCAUCAAAACUUUUCAUAUGUUGAAAGCCCUUCUAAAAGUCAGGUAAUCCAACAGGAUAAAGUUACAAGAAAUUUACGUCCUCCCUUUGUGGUCAGACAUGUGCCACAAGACUCUAUGAUUGGCCAAAUUCAGCACAAUUUUUCAAAUUCAAAAUCACUGGAGCCAAGAAGUAGAUCUAGUAAUGUAAAAAGAGCUCAUAAGUUCUCCUCAGAGGUUUUGGUUGAUGAUAGUGGCUAUAGAGACAAAGAUACUUGUUGUACCGUGUGUCGCCUCUACAGAAAAUAUUUUGGAAAGAAUUAUGUUGGACAUCAUCAUCCUCCGUUUACAGGAAAAUCUCAAGUUAUUGGUCCUACUUUGAAGACUGGACAUCAGCCUCGAAGUAUUUCUCCUAAUAAUAACCGUUGGCGUGCUCAUUCUGCAAGUCCUUGGCGAGAAGAUUCUAAAGGUUAUUUUCCAGCUGAUCUUUCUCAGAUAGAUUCAAUAGCAGACAGCUUCAGGGAUAUGAGCUUUGAGUCAGACACACUUAAAAAGAAUAAAAGCAUGUCCAAUCUAAGUAGACACGUGUAUGAAUGGGAAGAUAAUACAGAACUUUCCCCCCCAAAAAAGUCUACUAAAGUUUUCUUUGAUGACAACUUAGCAUUAGAAGACUCAGAUUUAAGCUACAAGUAUCUUCCAUCCAGAUCAACAUACCUGUAUGACAAUCAUUAUGUUUAACAGAUUGGGUAACUUUACGAAGAGAAACAUUACAAGUGUUGUAUUUGUUUAAUAUUUAUUUGUAAUGUCAUUAACCCUGAGAUUCAUUCAAGUACAUUGUCAUUUUGAAGUGGUAUACGUUUGUUGUGGCUUUUAUACGUACACUCAGGAUAUGGUAAAUGGUUUUGACUAAACAUUUUGAAACCACUAAACUUUUCUUGAUUUCUGUGAAUUUGUAUGGUCUACGAGUAUGGUAUGUAACCUGGUUUGUUUCUUAUGGUGUUUUAAAAUUAUUAUUUAAUUACCGUUGUAUUAUUGUUACUAGAUAAACUAGUUCAAUGACACAUAACAUCUAACCUAAAAACAUUAUUUUGGUAUUAAAUACAUAACAACAAGGAUAACUUUAUGAUUAAAAAACAAGCAAAAAACAACACCUGUAUAUACCAUACAACUAGGAGGAACACAGUGGUAUUAAGUAGAACUGUUGAUUACACAAAAAUAAUAUUAAUGUGAAAACAGUUUAAUAACAAUAAGCAGAUAUAUUUUAAGUACUUCAGAGAAUUACUGAUUUUUCUGCACCUUGUCACCAUCUCACAAUCAGUCAACAAACACAAAGUAUUAGUACAAGCCUAUGGUAUAGUGUUGAAUUUGCACUUAUGAGAUUGGAAUUACAGGUAAAUGUUACUUUAAUUAAAUUUAAACAUCAUUAUAUAUUAUAAUAAUUUUAUUUAAUAGACUUCUGUUUAUUUAUUGAGAACUUUUUUUUCAGUAUGUAUUAUCAGAGUACCAAAGAAAAUAAAAUUGUAUCAUUUUAAUAAUUUAUCUAAUAAUUCAAGUUUAGCAUUUAUUGACUGUAUCUACAGAUAACCAGUUUCUUUA